Messenger RNA from Acanthopagrus latus (yellowfin seabream), 1277 nucleotides. Its product is annotated as lens fiber membrane intrinsic protein-like. Gene Ontology annotation, cellular component: plasma membrane. The record is from RefSeq and is a predicted model, not a curated record. Gene Ontology annotation, molecular function: structural constituent of eye lens. The coding region runs from base 463 to 984 and encodes 173 amino acids. NCBI's taxonomy places the organism in Eukaryota, Metazoa, Chordata, Actinopteri, Spariformes, Sparidae. The transcript is spliced from 6 exons.
UAUUUUGAUAAUUGUCUCCCUGUCUCGUGGAAGUUGUUGGGACAUUAUUAUUGCACCCCACAACAAAGCUGAUCAAGCUCCUGAAUAAUGACAGAAGUGAAUGACAUUUAAAUGGCUAAAUUAUUGAUGACCCAAGAAUGUGAUCAACACAUUUAAUUCAUAAUGACAGUUAUCAUUAAUGGCAUCUCCGAAGUGAAGUGGUCAAGUCAGUUUUAUUUACAGAGCCCACUAUCCCAAAAUCUCAAAUUUACCUUUAGGGGCUAUACAAUCAUCUGUAUGGCAUUCAGUGCCUUUAGAAUGUAAAUAUAGAUAUAGGAAAAGAAAAUCUUUCCCCAAAAAACAAUGGAAAGCAAUGGAAUUAACUUCAGCAGGAGCAAAAGAUCUGACUGAGAGGUGGGCAGAAGAGAGGGUGCAUUUCCAGAAACAAGUUGCUCCGCAGAGGCCCCGUUAUCUCAGCUCAAGAUGUACAGCUUCAUGGGAGGGGGCCUGUUCUGUGCCAUCGUUGGUAAUAUCCUGCUGGUGGUCUCCACUGCGACGGACUACUGGAUGCAGUACCGUCUCUCCGGGAACUAUGCCCACCAGGGUCUGUGGAGGUACUGCAUGUCCAACAAGUGCUACAUGCAGACGGACAGCAUAGCUUACUGGAACGCCACCCGGGCCUUCAUGAUCCUUUCAGGGAUGUCGUGCUUCGCAGGCAUCAUCGCUGGCAUCAUGUCCUUCGCUCACUUCUCCUCCUUUGAACGGUUCAACCGCUCCUUUGCUGCAGGAAUCAUGUUUUUUGUCUCCACUUUCUUUGUUCUGCUGGGUAUGGCCAUUUAUACUGGAGUGACAGUCAACUUCCUCGGGAGGCGCUUCGGUGACUGGCGCUUCUCCUGGUCCUACAUACUGGGCUGGGUGGCCAUGCUCAUGACCUUCUUUGCAGGUAUUUUCUACAUAUGCGCCUACAGAAUGUGUGAAUGCAGGAGAGGAAACGGCCCGCGCUAGUGGGAGACAGACGGUUUGUUACAAAAAAAAAAAAGAAAAAAAAGAAAAACAAAACAAGACAGGAGGACGCUUCGGCUUGAGGAAUAACAGAAGGCAAUCUGGACUGAUCUACUGAAGAGAUGACGUCCCAUGGUGCUCCUGGAGGCCUCUGACGGUCUGCCCGACACGUUUUUACCAAAAGUCAUACUCUUGCAAUGUGGACUUGAAUUUUUUGUUGGAAAGUCGUGAUGGUAGCACGGAGGAAAAACUUUAACCUAAUAAAGCUAAUCAUGCGUCUGUUGUCUUUCACGGGA